AUGGUAUCUCCUUGGCGCACCCCCCUACGGAUGGAUAUUGGAUCACUGAGUCUAUGAAGCCGGACUUGCAUUGUUGCCGAGCUGUAUAGCUCCCGGAGCACAUCCACAUAGCGAGCAUCAACUGAGCAGCGAUGGAGAGAGUCAAACACAACCCAAUGUCCGACACUGUCGAAAGCCUUUUCGUAAUCUACGAAUGCCAUGCAGAAAGGACGGUUGUAUUCGUGACUUUUCUCCAUAAGUUGCUUUACUACGUUAGUAGUACCUACUAGAAGUACUAUUUAUUUUGUGGUUACAGUCCAAUAUUAUUUACCUACGUUAAAGAUCAAUGCAGAUUUGGAGAUGAUGUCCAGCUAUUUGAUCUCAUCACGAAAAAAACUAACUUAAUCACAAAUUCAUCACCGGAUUUGUAUGUGAGGUCAGUACAGACGAACACAUCGUAUAUUGUGGUGACCGGACCAAUGCUGCGUCAGGUACGCCCGUCUGUUAGGGUGCGCGCACACGGGCGACAAAGUUGCUCGGCGACUUUCGUAUUUGUAUGAAAAGUUGCGUCGCCUCGUGUGCGCACCUUCAUACUAGCCCAUAGACCGAGCGACGGAGACAAAACAGUUUUGUCUCCCGUCUGUGGGGGCCCUUACGAUUUUUAAGUUGACAUUUUGUGUUUAAGGUUAUGUUGUAGUUGUAGAAAAAUGUAAAUAGAAAUUGAUAUCUUGUAUAAAAUACGAUAGUAAAUGUAGAAAGUAACUAUACAAGUGAACAUUAUUAAUUCACUAAUGUUUUCUAUAAAGUACUUAAUAUUAUUUUGAUCAUCGUAAUAGGUACAUAGUGUAACUAUCAAAAAUUUACUUGUAUGGAACUAGAAUGGAGUUUGUAACCGAAGUGUCCGAGUUUGUGCGAUUGAAGGAGGAGCCCGCUGAGCCAGAAGCGGAGCCCGAGCGGCGGCCGCCCGGCGCGGCGCGAGCAGUGCACAUCAAAGAAGAACCACAGAAUGAACAUCAGUCAGACAGUGACGAAAUGGAAGAUUGUUUGCAACACACAACGAGUGAAUACGAAAUAAAGGAAGAUCCCUCAUGCUUUGAAAAUAUUGUGAGCGAUGUGAUACAUGGCUUGUGUGACGGUAGAGUGAAGGAUGAGGUUAUGCAGCCGGAGUCUGUGCCACAGAUCCCACAGACAGCCUCCUGCUCGAACAUGGAGUGUGUGAGCGAAGCAGCCAUGCUGGCCGGCCUGUACAUGGACCAUGAUGUUAAAGAUGAGCUUGUGCUGGGUGCGGAGUGCCCAUAUCGCCCUGAUGUCACUCUAGUAGUUCAUGGUCGCAUUGGCCAUACGCUUCGAGAUUGCUCUGUGACACUUGAACACAUCCCACAUAUCGAUGUGCUAGCUAAGCGACAAGGCACAACUAGUAGCGACACUGAGUCCGAUACUGAUAAAUUUACAUUUAGAGAUGAAUUUCACACUGAAGAGAAAGAACCAUUAUGUGAUCUUUGUGGUGAAAGAUUCAGUGUAAAAUCAGAUUUAGUGAAACAUGUCAUAGAUCAUAUCCACAGACCUCCGAGCAUGGAGCAGGAAGGUGGUGCGCAGGGCAAUGCAUUUGCUGGUCAGUGCCAACAAGAGCAGGAGCGGGCUUUGUGCCGAAAAUACGCGAUCCAGGACUGCCGCGUGCGCCUCGAACGGCUCCGACACCAAGAGGCUCUUGCCGCCAACGACACGCAGCACACGGAUACGGAAAUUGAUGCGGAGGAUAUACACACUAGAGUUGACAAUGGGAAACCGACUUGUGGUCUUUGUGGAGAUAGUUUUGCUCUGAAAUCAGAUUUGGAUCAACAUAUUAUGACUCAUAUCCAUAUGCCGACCGCACAGCGUUCACAAGACCCGAGUCCGGACAAGGAAUCGGACAUUGGAUUUAAUUUUGAGAGUGAUUUAAAUAGACAUACAGGGAUUCAUAGUGUCAUAAAACCAUAUUCAUGUGAUGUAUGCAGCGAAGGAUUUGUGACUAUGUAUGGUUUAAAACGACAUACACUUGUUCAUGCUGCCAUAAAACCAUAUUCGUGUAAAGUAUGUAAAAAAGGAUUUAUAGGAAAGAGUGCUUUGAAUGUACAUGCACUGCGUCAUUGUGACAUGCGACCAUAUUCGUGUGAUGUGUGCAAAAAACGAUUCAGAACUAAGAUUUAUUUAAAACAACAUACUCUGAUUCAUAGUAAUAUAAGACCAUAUUCCUGUGACGUAUGUAAAAAAGGAUUUUCAACUGUAAAGUUUUUAAAAAAGCAUUCACUACGUCACAGUGAUGUAAGAACACAUAAUUGUGAUGUGUGUAAAAAAGGAUUUUUAACUAUAUUUGAGUUGAAAAGACAUACCCUUGUUCAUAAUGACAUAAGAGUAAGACCAUAUUCCUGUGACAUAUGUAAAAAAGGAUUUUUAACUAUAUCUGUUUUGAAAAGACAUGCACUCGUUCAUACUGACAUAAGCACAUAUUCCUGUGACAUAUGUAAAAAAGGAUUUUUAUUUAUAUCUGAGUUGAAAAGACAUACACUUGUUCAUACUGACAUAAGACCAUAUUCCUGUGACAUAUGUAAAAAAGGAUUUUUAACUAAGAGUGGUUUAAAAAAUCAUUUACUACGUCACAGUGAUGUAAGAACACAUUAUUGUGAUGUGUGUAAAAAAGGAUUUUUAACUAUAUAUAAGUUGAAAAGACAUAGACUUGUUCAUACUGACAUAAGACCAUAUUCGUGUGAUGUGUGUAAAAAACGAUUUAAAACUGACGCUUAUUUAAAACGACAUAUGCUGUUCCACAGUGAUAUAACACCAUAUUCGUGUGAUGUGUGUAAAAAACGAUUUAAAACUGUCGAUUAUUUAAAACGACAUAUGCUGUUCCACAGUGAUAUAAGGCCAUAUUCGUGUGAUGUGUGUAAAAAACGAUUUAGGAGAAAGUCUAAUUUAAAGAGUCAUACUCGGAUUCAUAAAAAUAUUAAAACAAAUGAAAAAACUAUUCUGUCAUAGACACAGCCGCAAUAGUUGACGACGUGAAACGUGCGAACUACCGCUAUCGAGAAAGCCGUAGGCUGAGAUCCACGCAGAGCUGAAGUCAGUGCUCAAACCACAGAACACCCCACUAGAAGCCUAAUGCAAGCGAUAUUGUUCGAGACGCAAAUCACCAAUCAUUGCGGGGUGAGGCGGGAGCGCACGGCGCU
Molecule: messenger RNA, 3182 nt
Organism: Leguminivora glycinivorella
Lineage: Eukaryota; Metazoa; Arthropoda; Insecta; Lepidoptera; Tortricidae
Product: zinc finger protein 493-like
Exons: 4
Coding region: 859-2991 (710 amino acids)
Biological process (GO): regulation of transcription by RNA polymerase II
Molecular function (GO): DNA-binding transcription factor activity; RNA polymerase II cis-regulatory region sequence-specific DNA binding
Source: RefSeq, a predicted model, not a curated record